UCUGAGCGCUGCGUGCGCGCGUGCGGCGCGCGCGCAGGGCCAUCUCAGUGACGGACGGGUAUCAGGCUGGAUUAGAGGGAAAGGAAAGCGCGUCUCUCCAUGUCGGGGUGGAUUUCCAUGGCUGUGCGCUCCGCUCGGGUUGAAGCGCCGCUGCCCCCCUCCUCUGAGGACAGCCUGCGUGUCUGUGCGUGAGAAGCGGAGCGGGUUUUUAUGUGCGUGGACAGAAAUUUGGUCUCUGUCACUCCGGGCUGCGAUGCCAUUCCUCCCACAGGGACCUGAGCGCCUUGAUGGGUUAUCUCUGCUUUACUGGACGAUCAUGGGCCCCCACGGCAUCAACCGAGCUGUCCAGAGGCUGGAGUUCUCCGACUGCAAGAAGGGACUUGGUGUGAAAAUAAUUGGAGGCUACAGAGAGCUGACAGGUGAAGACUUUGGGAUCUACAUCAAGCGUGUGAUCGCAGGCGGCUUAGCUGCCCUGGACGGUCGGCUUAAAUCAGGGGACCUGAUUCUGGACGUCAAUAACAUCAGUCUGAUCGGAGUGACCAAUGACAGGGCGGUGGAGAUCCUGAGGAGCGCCUCUCUCUCUAAUCACAUGUCGCUGCUGAUCGCCAGAGACGAUGAAUCCAGGAGGGAGUUCGCUGAGCUGAUGGAGAAAUACGGCUCCAAUAACGUCACGGCGUCAGGAAGAAUCUCUCCAACACAGCUGUCCACUGGGAAGCUGACCGACACGGCCUCCUCCUCCUCUUCCUCGCGGUCAGAGAGCCCCCAGCUGCUCAGUCCUAAAGAAGGGAUCACCGCCUACAGCCACGCUCCACAUUAUGCCCCCGCCUACGCCGUGCACAUGCCCACACACGCCUUCAGCGACAGCGUCAUUCAGUUGAUAUGUGUUGCCAAGGGAACAGGCCUGGGACUCAUGGUCAAGGGUGGAGCCAACAGACCCGAAGGACCAAUGGUGUUCAUUCAGGAAAUAGUGCCUGGAGGAGACUGCCACAAGGACGGCCGGCUGCAGGUGGGAGACCAGCUGGUGUCCAUCAACAAGGAGUCUCUGAUCGGAGUGACGUACGAGGAGGUCCGGAGCAUCCUGAACCGCACCAAGCUCAGACCAGAUCCGACGGUAGAGAUCGCCUUCAUCCGGCGGCGGUCGUCGUCCAGCUCUAGCAGCGGUUCCCACAGUCCUGUCUGUCUGCAGGGCUUUGGAGCCGGGCCCCAGGCUAAGGCCCCUGGGCCGGGGGCUCCGCAGCCAGCUGUGCUCACAAAGAUCACUUCCAGCAGGAACCCCCCCUGUGAGACGCUGCCGCCGGUCAACGUCACGCAGGUGCGAGUUUCUCCGGUGCGACCCGAGCAGCCAGGCGUCUCCUCAGUAGCGUCGAGCGACUCCAGCGGCGACCCGAACCCCGAUUGUGGGAGCAGUCAGCCUCCUCAGAGGAAAUGUUCGCUCAGUUCCAGCUGCCGCUUCAAACUGGAGAGACUGGAGCAGGCUCUGGACCUGAUCGGUCUGAAGCCCACAGAGGCUCAGCGACAGACGCUGAGGUCCAGACUACGCGCCGAUCCGACGGGAACCGUGGCCUUCACAGACUUUGAGAGUCUGAUCCGGGAACUGUUCAAGCCCCAGCUGGAGGAACUGUUCGGCACCCAGUCGAGCACCAGAUUCAUGUCGGACGACUUCUGCUGCCUGCUGGAGUCUCCCACAAACCCCCGGCCAUCGCUGUCGGACUCAGACGACCUGGAGGAGAUGGAGAAGUUGAGGAAGGAGCACAUUGAGGCUCUGAAGGAGAUCAAGACUCUCCAGGAGCAGCUUGUCGAGUCGCAGAGGGUUAACCACGAGCUGCAGGAGGAGCUCAGCAAGGUCAGGCAGGAGGCUGAAGUUGGAGCAGAAGAGAGUCGGGCUCUAAAGACCAAGAUCCAGCUGGCUGAGGAGGCUCAGAAACAAGCCAGGGGGAUGGAGAUGGACUAUGAGGAGGUCAUCCACCUGCUGGAGGCCGAAAUCGCUGAGCUGAAGACUCAGAGGAUGGAGCAUCCAGGAACGACCAAGAAGGAGGAAUCGGAGGAGCUGAGGAAGAAGGUGGCCAUCCUGGAGUGUCAGCUGCGGAAGAGCGAGGCGGCCAAUCAGGGCUUAGAGAUGUCGACAGGAAAGCUGCUGAGCUUCGUGGAGAACAUUCAGGAGUUUCUGAUGGAAAUUCAAGGACCCACAAAGAGCCACAGGUAAACAGCAGUAACCUGG
This is a messenger RNA of Cyprinodon tularosa, 2218 nucleotides long. It is a transcript of the gene stxbp4, whose product is annotated as syntaxin binding protein 4. NCBI's taxonomy places the organism in Eukaryota, Metazoa, Chordata, Actinopteri, Cyprinodontiformes, Cyprinodontidae. Gene Ontology annotation, biological process: regulation of insulin secretion involved in cellular response to glucose stimulus; insulin receptor signaling pathway. The coding region runs from base 254 to 2203 and encodes 649 amino acids. The record is from RefSeq and is a predicted model, not a curated record. The transcript is spliced from 19 exons. Gene Ontology annotation, molecular function: syntaxin binding. Gene Ontology annotation, cellular component: cytoplasmic vesicle.